AUGGAAAGCUCAAGCAGUGAGGAACAGGCCCUCAUUUCAGCUCUUGAGGUAUUGUUGUCUGCUUCUUCAGAGAGGUUACUUCAACUGCGAGCUCGUGUACAGAAGACAAUUGGUCAAAUUUCUAGACAACUGGCUUCUGUUCAAAGUCCAUCCUCUGUUGCUUUUCUGGACAGCCUUUUGGAAUGUUCUCACAAUAUUACUACAUAUCUUGACAAACCAGCAUCAGAACAGAUGAGACAGACAUGGACCAUCGAAGACCCUCGGAUUACUGAUAUGAGAAAAGGAAAGAGGGCCACAUCACAGGAAAAGUAUCUUCAUUUCUUCGCCGAACGAUCGUUGGCGCUGGAGAAAGAAGCCUGGGAGAGACAUGAAACUGGUUCAGCACAAGUGGACAAUUUGAUGCGCGAUCUUAAUUCUGCAUCCGAAGAUCACAAUGGGACAAUUAAACAAUUUUUACACUAUAAGGGGUUUAAGGACACUAAAUUUAUAUAUGAGGGUGUAAAGCGAGGGGAGAAGAUUGUCGUGAAUGAGAGAUUAUAUCCAACUCGCCGUGGAUUGACGACUGUGGCUGCUUUCCAACCAGCCUUGUUUAGAAGGAUUUCAUAUGAGAUAGAACAAAUGAACAAGAUCAUUGAGUUAUUGCGGAAUGGGCCUCAAAAUGGGCUUUCUUCCCACACUCUAAUCGAAACUAUGCCUCUCAUCGGCAGUGGAUUACCAUCAGAAAAUGGAACCCAGGAACCAUCAGGAAUUAAUGCAACAGAAGAACUGUCUGAAGAUAAUAUCCAGGGUGCAGAUUCAAUAUCUAUCGGCUCAGAAUCACCAAAUUCUUCUGCAGGGUCGAAUAAUAAUGGUCAAGCAACAGUGUCUGAAGCUGUAGCUUAUCCCGCUGUGAUGGGUGGUCUACCGAUGCUGGCAACAGUAGCUUCAACAUUUGGAAAUUCUGAUGAGGACAUUCAAACUGGAAUUGACCUUGCACAGGUGGGAAAUAGUGGAAAUACAGAUCUCAAUCAGCAAACUGCACCACCUGUGCAAGAUGAUCUCUGCAUUUCGGAUCCGCAUAUGGUCCCUACCACCCCUUUUUUCGAUGUAGCCACAAACUCGCAUAUGGUCCCUACCACCCCUUUUUUCAAUGUAGCCACAAACUCGCAUAUGGUCCCUACCGCUCCUUUCUUUGAUACAGUGUACGACACUGGAACUUCACAUCCAGACAUGGCUUCAAAUUUACACGUGAUUCACGCGUCUAAUGAGACUUCUCAUUUCUAG
This is a messenger RNA of Blastomyces gilchristii SLH14081, 1263 nucleotides long. RefSeq lists its product as uncharacterized. The transcript is spliced from 4 exons. The record is from RefSeq and is a predicted model, not a curated record. The coding region runs from base 1 to 1263 and encodes 420 amino acids. NCBI's taxonomy places the organism in Eukaryota, Fungi, Ascomycota, Eurotiomycetes, Onygenales, Ajellomycetaceae.